This is a messenger RNA of Naegleria gruberi, 801 nucleotides long. Its product is annotated as synaptobrevin/VAMP protein. Lineage: Eukaryota; Heterolobosea; Eutetramitea; Acrasida; Naegleriidae. Gene Ontology annotation, cellular component: membrane. The record is from RefSeq and is a predicted model, not a curated record. The transcript has a single exon. The coding region runs from base 91 to 741 and encodes 216 amino acids. Gene Ontology annotation, biological process: vesicle-mediated transport.
AAAAAAACAACAUAAAUUCAAACUAGAGAUUGUCUACUAAUCGAAUAUAACGUUUUUUUAGUUUCUUUUCUAUCAAAUAAAUAUCGAAAAAUGUCAAUUACUUAUGCAUUGAUUGCUGAAGGAAUUAUCAAGAGUACAAUGGAUAAUUCCGUCAAUAUUUCAGUCAUUGCUGAAACAUCUUGCCAAAAGACUUUGAGAAUGGUCAUUGAACAAAAAGUCAUUCCAAAAAUGGUCAAUAAGGAAAAUAUGUCAAAUUAUGACAAGCUCAUUCUCACUCAUGAAAUGUUCAAUUUCUUCAUCAAGAGAGAAAGAUCAUCUCUUGGUGAUUUAUUCUAUGUUGUCAUUAGUACACAAGAUGGCAAGCAACGUAUCUGUUGGAAUAUGAUUGAAUCCAUGUCCACAGAAUAUCAUCAACACAAGAAACAAGUCAACUUGACCAAGCUCAUGCAAUUCCACAACGAUACAAACAAUGACAAGAUCUCCAAAUUACAAAAUGCAGUAGAUGAAGUCAAGAAUGUCAUGAUUAUCAACAUUGAUAAAAUUUUGGAUAAUCAGAAAAAGAUGCACGAAUUAAUUGUUGAAACUGAUUCGCUGAGAGAACAAGCAGAAAUUUUCCAACGUGGAGGAAGAAAGCUCAAAUGGGCCAUGGCAAAGAGAUGGAUUUACAUUUCUGCAGCUGUAGUGGUAACUGGUUUGGUAAUUAUUGGUGUGAUUGCAUUAAUUUUGGCACUUGCCUUGUAAAAUUUUUUGUAAAUAGUUAAAGUAUUAAAUGUAAAUAAAAUUGUAAAGCUGACGAACUUU